Messenger RNA from Astyanax mexicanus (Mexican tetra), 3320 nucleotides. Its product is annotated as sialic acid-binding Ig-like lectin 10. Lineage: Eukaryota; Metazoa; Chordata; Actinopteri; Characiformes; Acestrorhamphidae. The transcript has 7 exons. The record is from RefSeq and is a predicted model, not a curated record. The coding region runs from base 121 to 1296 and encodes 391 amino acids.
AGUGGGAAGAAGGUUGUGAAAAACAGAACGACCUGUGGCCAAACAAGAUUAAGUUCUGGGCAGAGGAAGACGUGAACGAAAGAAAACGAUCAAGACUUGGGCUGAGUUGAAUGUUGCAAGAUGAGGGUGCAAGUCGCAAUCUUCAUGCUGCUUCUCAUGCUAGCACAAAGUGUCACAUGCGAAGAUAAGCCUCUGAUGUCUGUUCCACCUCUUAAUGCUGAAGAGCAGACCACUCUGAACUGCUCAGUCACCAGGACCCUGGAGAUAAACUAUUUGAAGAAUGCAACAAUCACAGGAAAUUUGACUGUAAAGAAAGGAGAGACACUGAAUCUGAACUGCAGCGCUGAAAGUAAUUCACAUCCAUUAAACAUCUCCUGGAGUUUUAGAGGGGCUUCAGGUUCACUUCAGAAUAAAACUACUGACGACACACUCACCAUAACCAGUGUUAGCAGCGAACAUGCAGGGGAAUAUGUUUGCACCGUUCAGAAGUUCAAUCUGACUCUGAAUACCUCUGUGAAAGUCACUGUGAUAGAUCAACCCAUGAUCCUCAAUAAUUCAACAUGUUUUCAGCUGGAGAAGAGUUUGAAGUGCUCUUGUCUUUGUAAAGAUGUUGAAGGACGCCUAAAUGGAUCUGUUGUAAACAGCACCAUUAGAAUAAAUGGCAUGACGUGUGGAUGCGAGAACGACGCUGGCAAUAAAAUAUCAGGAAAAGGAGAGACUGAGAACUUACUGAGCGUAAGAUCAAUCCUCACAUUUCUGGUGGGAGCAGCAAGCACAGCAGUCAUCUUCUGCAUUGCGCUGUGCUUUGUUGGCAUGUGCAUAAGGUGUGGAACUGUCAAAGCAGUGGAUGGAAAUGCAAACAAAGCAGAUGUUAAACUGGAUGCUGUUAAAAUUCAACACAAUUCUGCUGGCACAGACCAAGCAGAAGAAGAUGAACACACUCCACUGCGAGGGCGCCCUGCUGCAGCGGCCACACACACAGCUGCAGUGAACGGUGAAGUCAAGGUGGAGGACACACCAGGAGAAGACAGGCCUUCAGGAGAGGAGAAGGCAGCAGGAGAGAAAGAGCAGAACGAAGUGGACUACGCCUGUAUCGACUACUCCCUUCUACAGGACAGAGGAGCUGAGGCCCAGAAGGAGCAAAGCGAGGAGACGGAGUACGCAGAGAUCCAGAUUAAGAAACAGGCUGAGGAAGAGGGAGCUGAGGACCUGCAGGGUGAAGAGGUCCAGGGUGAAGCCCAGGGGUUAGAGAAUCAAGAGCAGGUGGAGGGAGAGGAGGAGGAGAUACAGGUGUAAUGCUUUGAAAUAAAGAGUUACUUUUAUGUUAAACUCCCGUACUGAAAUAUGAUACAUGGCAAAGUGGAUUUAGAUAUAGGACACAAAUGUGAAUAUUAGAAUUCCCUAAUAUUGAUCGUAUAUUUGUGCCAUGAUUAUUCAAUUUUUUUUUCAAUAUGGGACAUACAGAAUUCAGCUAUAUAUUCAGCUAUAUUACAACAUGUACAAACACGUGUGUAACACUUACGUUUACCCAUAUAUUUGUAUAAUAGUAUGGUAUAAAUUAUAUGUAUAACUGCAAAUCCCAUAUAUUUGAUCUGUAUAUUAUGCAAAUGUUUCAGUAUAUUAUAUUUUUCACAUAUAAAUGUAUAUAGUGUAUAUGCACACAUACAGCUCUGAAAAAAUAAGAGACCACUUACAAAAUGAUGAAGUUACCAAAUUGAAAACCUUUGCAAUAUAAUCAAGAGGAAGAUGGAUGAUCACAAGCCAUCAAACCAAGCUGAACUGCUUGAUUUUUUUUUGCACCAGGAGUGGCAUAAAUCUAUUCAAAAGCAGUAUGUAAGACUGGUGGAGAAGAACAUGCCAAGAUGCAUGACAACUGUGAUUAAAACCAGGGUUAUUCCACCAAUUUGAACUUUUAAAACUUUAUAAAUAGGAACUUAUCUUUGCAUUAUUUGAGUUUUUUGUUGUUUCAGCCAUUUCUCAUUUUCUGUAAAUAAAUGAUCAAAAUAACAAUAUUUGUAUUUGGAAUUUGGUAGAAAUGUUGUCUGUAGUUUAUAGAAUAAAACAACAAUGUUAAUUUUACUCAAACAUAAACCUAUAAAUAGCAAAAUCAGAAAAACUGAUUUAGAAACUGAAGUGGUCUCUUAAUUUUUUUUCCAGAGCUGUAUUUUGAAAUAGAUGUUCAAUCAUUACUUAUAUAAACAUCAGUUUCUGUAUGAGCUAAAGAGAUAAGGUUAUUUUACAAUAUAUUUUUUGUCUUCUGUAAAUAUACAUAAUUAUAAAACAUAAAGAUAGGGUGUUUGCAAUGUAAACAUGUAAUGUCAGAGGUGGAAGGGAUGCAAAAUGUGUAGCAGAGUAAAGUGCAAUAAAAGGUAGUGUAAAGAUCGGUGGUUAAAUACAGUGAUCAAUAUUGUUGAAUGUGAAUGUAAAAAUUCCUUUAUGAGGUAGACGUACUUGCUGUAAUGAAAUGAUCAGAUCAAGAAAGCCAAUGGGUGUAAUUUCUGUACAGUUGCAUUGUGACAUCAGUUGUAAAAAGUGGUAUAUAAAUAACUUUGAUUUGAUUGAUUUUGCAGAGUUAAACGUAGUGUUGCAUUUAAUAACUGAGGAAUGUGAUUGAAUUUAGUCAUUAAUAGUAGUCAAACUAUACUUUUGCAGUUGCACAUGCACAUGAUUGCCUUUCUUAUUGUGUGCAAAUACAUUUCACAUAACUUUAUGUGUAAAAUAGGUAAAUAUUUAAAGACCAUAUUUCAUUGAAUUACAUGUGUUGUACAAAACAAUAUCAUUGCAUUUUUUUGUCCUUUUUUCUCUAGAAUUUUACAUUUUUUAUUUGUUCUGAUAGGUUUCUUGUUGUCUCAUCAAAAUCAAACAUAAAUAUAGAUUGUGAUACUUUUGGUAACAUAUAAAUAAAAUGUUAGACUAGCACAACUGACUUACAUUUUCUUCUUUUCUCUUUACAUUUGCCUGCUAUAUUUGGAUCAUGUACUUUUAAGAGCAGCUUUUCUUUGUUCUCUUAACUUUUAUGCAUCAUCUUUUUUACUUUUUUCUAAGAUCCAAAUACAUCAGAUUUUACUACUGUUGUUCACUGAAGACACAGUGCCCAAAUUCAACACAUGGUGGUGCUGUCUACUGACCAGUCACAAAUACAUUUAUCAUCAUCAACAACUUAGUUCAGGGGUGUCCAAACUUUUUUUGUUGGGGGCCAGAAGGAGAAAUAUAUUUGAAGUUACGGGCCACACUCUGUAAUACAACAAAUAAUGAAAUAUACCACUUUAAAUAAUAUUUUUUCCCUGAUUAUUUCAUUUACACACCAUUUUACUUGACUA